AUGGCCGAGCUCGACGCCGCCGUCCAGGCCCGCCUCAAGGAGUGGGCCGACCUCUUGACGGCCUUCUACGAAGGCCGCGACCCCGCCCAGAAGGCCUGGCUCGACCAAGAAUUGAAUAGACGACGCGCCGCGCCGCACGCCUGGCGCGACGCCUUGUUGUGGCUCACGCCGCCGCGCGCCGUCGACGCGUCGCACGGCGCCGAGUACUACGUGACCUACUUUUCCGCGUCGGUUUUAGAGGAGGCCGUGCGCGUCGGCUUCGGGUCGGAACGCGUCGGCGCCGAGGGCCGAGCCGCCGUAAGGACCGCGUUGUUCGACCCUGCCAAUUCCCGAGGCGUCCUCGUCGACGCCGCGGCCGGGAGAAGGCCGAAAUUACCAAGAGCCAUCGCCACGCGACUGCAGAAGGUCUACGUGGACGUCGGCAAAGAGUCUUGGCCCGCCGAACUGCCCGACUACCUCGACGAGAUCUGUAGAACAGCGCUCUCCACUGAUACGAAGACGCUAGGAUUGGAUCUACUAGCUCUUUGUGCCGAGGAAUUCUGUUCUGGUUCGAAGAUUCCCGUGAAACGGGGCCGAGAACUAAAAGAAGGAGUAGCAAUGAGGCUACCGCAAAUUGUAGCUUUACUAUGUGAUGUGUUAGUAGAAAAGGACGCCGACGCGAUGCAAAGUGCUCUGAAAUGCCUCGAAACCUUAGUGGCCUGGGCGCCGCUCAAGGGUUAUGUCACGCGAGACUUAUUGAGAACAUUAGUGCAGUUAAUAGAUGAAGAUCUUCGCAGUAAAACGUUCUGUGGCGACGCGGCGGCGCGAGCGCUCGACGCGAUCCUCUCGAAAAACCUUAUCCCACCGGACAUAAACGGUUUCAUCGAUGAAGUGGGGGCGUUAGUAUUAGGGCUAUUGCGAACAUUGGCGUCGGCCCUAGACUCCUACGACGAUGGCGAGGACCAGGAGGACGUUUUAGCCGCCACCUCUGAACUUGUGAGUACGUUCGUCGAGCUGCACGUGCCGCGCAUUUCGCAAAGGCCCGACUUUCCGGUGGCCGAGUUGUUGGGUUUGUUAGCUCGUGUGUUGUUUUCGAGAGCGGCCAAUCCAAGAACUUUGAGGCGGAACUUGCGGCCCUGGGAUACACUCGUAGCGUACCUCGGUGAACGAGACACAUGUCCGGACGCCCUCGCGUCGGGUAUCGUGGAUGUUGUGGUGGCGUUUUUCAGGGAUCGAUGCCUGUUCGAGAACAACGGCGAGGCUUUGAGUGACCUCCAGGCCGACGACGACAGCGACCGAGAAGAAAAAGACGAGGCGCACGACAACGACGAGGACCUCCUCGAGGAACUUUCUGGUGGUAGUCCGUCACAACCGGCGUUGGGUGGCGAGGCGCGCGUGAAAGGUGAUGGUGGGGAGUUGCGAGGCUUACUCGUGGACGGUCACAAGUUGUGUUCGCAAGCGUGUCGCGGGCCUCUCUCCGCAAAAGCUGCGGCUGCUUUGUGCCAAGCUGCUUUAACGGCGUUAGAGUCGGCCAUACCGAAGGCCUUACCGCCCCCCGAAGAGUGCCAGAACGGACCGCCUCCCUCAUGUCGGUCGGGCGCGGUCGACGCCGCGACGUCCCUCUACGUGUUAGCUGCGGCGGCACCGGCCUCUCCAGAACUGUACAGAGCGACUGAAGCUGUAGCGUCUCUAGCACAGACCUGCAUCGCGAAUCGAGCGCACUCGCUCGGGCCCGCGCAUUUGGCGCUUGGAUGUGCGGCGCUCGAUGCGUUACGAGCCCUCGCGCCGGCCUGCGCCGCGACGACGGGCGACCAAUCACUUUCAUUGAUAGACGGCGUAUUAAGCGCGGCCUUCGCGGCCUUAGACGACCAAGUAGUCCCGGCCCCAGAACCUUUAGCUCGCUGUGCCGCGUGGUUGGUAUUAGCGGUGGCCAAGGCGUCGGCAUCAGCGCCGUGGCUCGGUCGAUCUGAAAAAUUGAGAGCUCUAGCGGCGGCGGGCGCGGCGGGAGCUGCGAGACGCGUUUGUGCGCCCGCGCGCGCGUUGGCGCUGCGAGCGGCUCUGGUCGUCCACACGGCGGCGGGGCAGGAGGCGGACGCUAUAUUAGCGGCGCCGCUCGUGGCACCCCUCGCCGACGCGUCGCAGAAGCUUCUGAACGUGGAGGACUCGGUUUUGUUUGCUGCGGACGCGUUGGACGUACAGACCUUGAAUCUCGCACGAGGCGGCGCGCGAGCUCUAGCAGCUUUAUGUGCCGGCGCCUUCAAGGAUGGAGUGAGAUCACCAUUUCGACAGAGCUUACAAACCGCUUUAGCCGUGACGCCGCGCCUACUUGCGUAUGCCGCCGCUCGCGCGUUGCAACCGCAGCCGGAUCGCACAGCUCCGCCCAACAUCGCGAGGCAAGUAGCGGCAUCUAGGGCACCUCACCUAGCGUUAGCAACAGCGCUCGCCGACCUGAACGCGUGUGCGGCCAAGCUCGACCCCGAGGCCGGCGGCGAUGCCGCUCUGUCGUCCGCGACGUUCCUGCGCGCGGCCCUGGACGCGACGCGGCCCCAGGCCCAGCUGCUGUCGGAGAACCAGUCGACCGUGCCGCCGCGGAAUGCCUGUGUGGCGGUUGUGCAAUCGACCAUUGUGGUGGGAAGGGCCGCGUGCCAGGGUCGAGGCGCGCAGUCCGCGGCGCUCGAUCUGUGUGCUUUGCUAUUGGACCACUGCGCUUUGCUGUCGAGGAAUUCGCAAUAUGCGCCUGAUCUCUUACCACCUCUCCUAGAAACGUCGAGGCGAUUGCUGGUGGAUCGAUGGGCGGCGUUCGUGCGACGACCGAACAACGCGACCACCUGUGUGGAAAUCAACCAGUAUCGAGCAGGCGUCGCGUCGAUGGCGUGGAGGACGAAACGUGCCGUCAAAUUUUGAUUUCCACACAGGCGACCACCCCGCAGGAGCAGCUCCUGCAGGCGACGGCGCCGGCGGUGCUCGUGGACGAAAGGGCUGCGCGCUUAUUUCAUGCGUUGUGCGACCUGUGUUGUUUUGCUGCUAGAGGGGAUGAUUUGCCGCCGAGGUGUGUGGAGGCUUCUUUAUCCGCGCUCAGAGAUGCUGAUGAAAAACGUCGGCUAUUCGAUUUUCAACCGUUUGUUGAGAGAUGGCGCGCGCCGCUCUGCGACGCUUUAUUGGGCGCGCUGUUGGAUGGAAGGCAUGCCUUGUUAGGAGAUGAGGCCGCGGCACUCUUACAUCGCCUCGCGGCCCCCGAUUUAGCAGGAUUCUUCGGGAGUUUCCUGCCCCAGCGCAUCGCUUCUUUAGAGGGAUUGGACGACGGCCAGAAGCGGGCCGUGCUGUGGGCGCGGGCGGACGACCGGCCGUCGUUCAUCCGCGGUUUGAAGGACGCGGCGGCGGACGUGGCGUACUACCGGCUGGUGAAUACGAGCGCGAUGGAGUGA
Molecule: messenger RNA, 3404 nt
Organism: Pelagomonas calceolata
Lineage: Eukaryota; Pelagophyceae; Pelagomonadales; Pelagomonadaceae
Source: the annotation of a GenBank genome assembly